AUGAAGCUCCUCGUUGUAGCCGCUCUGGCCGUUCUGGCCGCCGCGGACAGGCGGAACUCUGGCGCCCAGUCCCAGUACGGUGCUCCCUCUGGCGCCCAGUCCAGCCAGCAAUCCAGCGGUGGCUAUGGCCAGCAGUCCACGGAGGCUACAUGUCAGCAGUCCAACGGAGGCUACAGCCAGCAGUCUAACGGAGGUUACGGUCAGCAGUCCAACGGAGGCUAUGGUCAGCAGUCCAACGGCGGCUACAGCCAGCAGUCCAACGGAGGUUACAGCCAGCAGACCAACGGAGGCUAUGGACAGACCGAGCCUCCAACGCCCUACUCGUUCAGCUACGACGUGCUGGAUGUCCGUGGUAACGACUUUGGCGCGGCCGAGGAGUCCAACGGUGAGGAGGUGCAGGGCCAGUACAGCGUCGUGCUGCCCGACGGCCGACUCCAGACCGUCUCCUACUCGGUUGAGGGAGACUCUGGCUUUGUGGCCGACCUUGAGUACGAGGGUGAGGCCAAGUUCUUCAACGCCUACGGCGAGGAGGAGGGUCGCAGCAACGUCAAGAGGGGACGUGGCCCGACCGGAGGUCAGGGCUACGGCUCCAGCCGCGGCCAGAAAUACGGCGGUUGA
Pollicipes pollicipes is the source of this 618-nucleotide messenger RNA. RefSeq names its product RNA-binding protein FUS-like. Gene Ontology annotation, cellular component: extracellular matrix. Bases 1 to 618 code for a protein of 205 amino acids. Lineage: Eukaryota; Metazoa; Arthropoda; Thecostraca; Pollicipedomorpha; Pollicipedidae. The record is from RefSeq and is a predicted model, not a curated record. The transcript is spliced from 2 exons.